AUGGAUCAGUCGGAACCCGAGUUACCUCAGACCCAGUCUACUGGGCAGGGCACUCAAGCCACAAUCGUCGAUUCUACUCCAGAACAAAAUCCCGCCAAUGUUCCACAACAGGACAACACCGAUUCUAUCCCAGAACAAAACUCCGUCAAUGCUCCUGAAGAGAGCAAUCCUUCCAUGUCAACUCAAUCCGCCGAUACAAUGUCAACAAUUGGAUCGAUUCUGAAACUUGGGGAACCCUUUCGCGAGAAUGCCCGGCCGGUCUCCUCGCCCUCGUUGGGCCCCACUCUGGAAGUGGUGGUUCCACCUCCAAAGUCAACUGCUGCAAACGAGAAUGCCGCAGAAGAUCUUCAGAAUCCCCCAAAACAAACCGAUUCACCAAACCCAUUCUUAGACGCUCCCAAGGAAGGUGCGUCUCACAUCCAACACCAAGAAGAUAAUACGACCACGGAUGUGGACGAACCACAAGCUUCCCCCCGACUGCCAAGACGAGGUAGGAGCAAUCCAACCACUCCCGAACUGAGACCUCAUAAACGGGCACUAUGGACGCCAUUGGGGUACGGAACCCCACAGUAUGGCCUGCAAACGAAAGCUGCGCAAAGACUCGCCAAAGCUUCCACCCCGCUUUGA
Molecule: messenger RNA, 627 nt
Organism: Candidozyma auris
Lineage: Eukaryota; Fungi; Ascomycota; Pichiomycetes; Serinales; Metschnikowiaceae
Exons: 1
Coding region: 1-627 (208 amino acids)
Source: RefSeq, a predicted model, not a curated record